CACACACACGACUGGAGGAACAGGUGAUAUAAGGUGUCUGUUUGAGGGAAGGUGACAGAUAAAUGGAGUAGUAAGGUUUUGGUUCUCCUGUAUGUAUACAUCCACACAUAUUCCUUCCGAGUCUUCCAUAGCAAGCAUUCCAUGUCUUCCUUCGCUCAUCAAUCCAUCGUGCUUUAUGAAGUCUCCUGUACAGUUUCAUUUCUCCGGCGUGUUUGGACAAGACCAGUGUUCUUGUUUCACGUGACGCGGGCAAGGCGGCAGGAAGCAGGUGGUGGUGCAGCGGUAGGUCAAAGCACCUUCGUGUUUCAUGUUUACAUCAUGAGAGCUGAGCACUUGCUCCUUGAGUUUGCUCCUUUGGAAAGAGGCGGGGCGGAGUCUUAGAAAUUCUGCAUCAUAAUUUCACCAUAUCUGUGUCUCUUUGGCUGCGGGAGGGUGUGGGAUGUCUGGCUGAGGGAAGUCCCUCCGAGGGGAGGAUCGGGGGACGACUGUGAAUGCCCUUGCAGUUCUUCCUCGUCUAGUGAGCCUCCGGUGCGCUUCUCCAACCUCGCUUGUCACACACAGCGCGCGGGAAAGAAAUCAAUAGAGGGAGGGAGGGAGAGGGAGAGGGAUAGAGAUAGAGAGUUAGAGAGAGAGAGAGCGAGAGAGCGAGUGUGGCCGGAACAUGGCGCUGCACGCUGGUGUGUGAGCGGCGCCAGUGUCCCCGCACCUCACUGGCCCCUCUCAGUUAUUCAGGAGUCACAUACAGUACUCCAAACCUCCUCCUCGUAGUGCAGUGCCUACAGUGCCUACAGUAACCGUAUCCAUGAUAGCGUGAAGCCCCAGGCCACUCCUCGACCCUGGACAUGAGAGAGCGUAAGCCACAGUGACACGCCAGAGGUCUCGAUCGCCCUCCGUCUGUACGCCUCUCAACAUGUCCACCACCAGAGUGGGGGCGUGCGGUCAGUGGUGGAGCUGAGAGAGUAAGCCCGAGGGACGGCCCGCCCGCUGCCCGGACGUGACGCCCGCACCCCGCACAUGACACACCUCACACCCGCCCACACCCAUGGACACCACCACCACCAUCACCACCACCACCACCACCACAGUCCCCGCCAGCUGCUCCAGCAGCAGCAGCACCGGCAGCCGCGGCCGCCCCGCGCCCGACACAAUCGACCCUGGCAAACGCGGUCUGUCGGACGCGGGGCGACACAGGCUGUCCAGCUUCCCGUCCCGGCAGCGGAGGAUGGGGCCCGCGCCCCUCGCCUCCUUCGAGGACCUCAGUAUGGACAAAACCACAUCAGACUCCAGCCCCGAGGAACGGACUCAGCUCCCGGAGAUAGGAGAGGAGACAUCUGGCGCCACCACGCCUGUGACGCCCGUGGUAACGUCAGCUCUCAGUGUCCCCGCAUCUCCCAAAAUCCGAGUUUCAGCUGCGUCCUCGUCUUCGCCGCACGAAACAGACUCUAAAGACUCCACCCCAGAAAAGGAGUUGUUUUCCGGCUAUGCAAAAUCUGAUUUUUGUGAGAACAUGGCCGCAGAUCUUCAUUCCAGUACUGAGGAGCUGGACGCCGACGAUGAGGACCAAAAGCGACGCCGCAGGGAGCGAGCCACCAAACUCGCCGAGUUGGAGCGUCGCGAAGAGGCCCUUCGCAUCGCCGAGUUGAACCGCAAAGGCUCUUCCUCUUCGGUCAUCAGCGAUGGUCUCCUGCCCGUCACCAGCGGCCACUCCAGCAGACUUUCGUCUCUGGGAAGCAUUGGAUCGGCGCGGCGAUCGCCUUCGCCCCACAGGAUACGACUUGAGACGUCAUUCUGUGGCAGUCGUCCCAUUCAGCAGCCUAGUAUAGACCUGGAAGAUCCGCCGGUCAGUACUACAAAAAUAAUGGACUUCACUAUCGAGUCUAUUGAAAGGGUAAAAUCUCCAAUGGAAGCGCGGCCGCCAGAUAUAUUCCGGUCCUCGCCUUCCAGCUUUCCAAAGACCAAGCAAGAGGAGGUGGUAGCGGCGGCGGCAGCAGUUGCAGUCACUACGAGAGCAGGAAUGACGUCUCAGUCAGCUCCCACCUCCAGGGACAAAACGCCUGUCAAAACGGAGGCAGCAAACAGAGCUUCGCGUUCACGAGAACAACAUAUCACUCCCACUGCCAUAAACAGAACCUCCAGAGAGCAACAAUCAACCCAGCCUGCCAGGUCUCCAAUGAGAGAUGGUCAGGAGCACGAACAGCAGCAACGUCAGCCUCUUUCGUCUCAAUCGUCGCCAAGAUCACCGAGAAUGCCGAAAAAAGUUCCUGUGCCGCAAGUUCCAGACUUGAAAGAUCUGCCAAAGUCCUCCCCAUCACCUUCCACGACCUCCGGUGCUACGCCAGAACACCACAACGCCCGCUCCUCCACCACACCAUCGGCUUCACCUAGACAAUCGCGGAGACGUAGAACAAGAGACGAGGUGGAGAGUGGGUCGUCUUCACCUUCAGUCUCACGGAAAAGUUCCUUCACAAAUCUGUUCCGAAAGUCUGACGGCACUGCUUUGAGUCCUGUUACUCCAGACUCUCCCAGCUCUAGUGGCCGCAGGAGUCCCUUUAGUCAGUUCAUUAAAUCGGCUAAAAAGGAGUUCCGUUCAAGGAGUCGAUCCCGUAGCCGCAGUAAAAGCCGGGAGAGAGAACUGGAGGAUGACACGCAUGACAGAAGGAGUGUGCUUUCUAUCUUCCGACCGAAGACAAAGAAGAAGUCAGAGUCAGAUAAGGGAAAGGUAUCUAGUGACACUCGUACCACCUCCACAGACAGCGGCAAGAUCAGCGAGGCCAUCACCAACGUGGAGUUUACGUUCAACGACGACGGCAAAUAUCAAUCCUCCUCCUAUGGGCUGAUUCGGCAAGAAAGCGAGGUGAACAGAGCCAUAAAAGAGCCCUUGGCGGCAGCGCCAACUUUGCCGUCAGAGGCAGAGGCGCCGCGUUCGUCGGAAACCAUUGCCAGCUCCCGUGACAGCUCAUACAAUGAACUCUCAUCUAUAAUGAAUGCUGGAGAUAAGCAAAGCAGCACUACAGUCGAUGGAGCGAGCAAGGAGACAGAGAAAGGAGCGGAAAUAGAAGAUGAUGAGGUAUUCGACAAGCCAAGUGAACCUCCUGUGCCCACAGUUGUGAGUCAGGAACCCUCACCAAAAGUCACUGAACCAACUGCACCACCUCCGAGCGAAAUAAUGGAAAAUAAGAUACAAGCUCCAGAACAAGAAAAACCCAACUUACCACCAAAGCAAAAAGAUCGUCCAAAUGACACAGAGGCGACAACGGAGAUGAUGACACUGGAUCCUGGUGGAGAUGCAGAUUCGCGAUCUGAGUCUGAACGUGAGUCAGAGAUCGAAUACCUAAAGAGGAAGGAGAAACUGAAGCAGGGAGCAGAGCUGCCUCUGGACUCACCGGACGUAGAGAACAAGGUACUGGUCUCACAGGACUCCCUUGAGGACGGCGAACUACCCUAUGUGCCUACCACGCUGCCUGUCGAACGCCCUCUAGCGGUGCCCAUGCUGCCCGUCAGGGAGAGAACCAUUGUCGUCAAACUUCAGUCUAUGCAGUCCAUCGAUCGUCCUCGAAGCACCACGCCUCUCAUACCGGUUCGCUUAGAGGAAUACACGCAGCAGCAGCAGCAGCAACAACAACAGCAAGUGGCUGGUACGCCUGAUUCUGAGGCAGAGAGGAUGAUGAUCAGUAUUCCACAAAAGGGCCCAGUGAAGGUGCUGCCUACACGAAGUCCAAAGCGCCAGACCUCCAAGACCUGGGAUGACUUUUGCCAAGAAGGCCUUAGAAGCCCAAGAACGCUGAGGAAACAGUUCAAAGAGAGUUCUUUGAAGUCGGAAGAUGACACGCCACCACCACUUCCACCAAAAAUUCGUUCUCCUGCUCGUUCUCCAGUGACCCAAAGAGACUCUACUGUAGGCUCCGAGGUAACCACACCCUCCUCCGUCACUUCCACCUCUGGCGAACCUAUUAAAAGCUGGAUAAACUUUGACGAAAUGCCUGACAUUGUGCUGAAGCCGGUGCGUCAUAUCAAAACAGUUCCCACUCGACACCAGGUACAGCAGCGUCAGGUGAUGGAGGCGAGACCACAGGAACAACGUGACCAACCAGCAGACAAAAGAACAGAAAACGAAGUUGUACCACGCAAACUGCCACCGCCACUCCCGAAGCCACUGAAUCUUCAGGACUUGGAUUCUGACAAUGGACAGGCUCUUUCAGAGGCAUCUACUCCGGACAAGGCUGACAGUUCUGACAGGUCUUCUGACAGCGACAAACCGACCAGUCCCUCGUCAAGUGAAGACCUUACCACUGUCAGAGAAAGGCUUGAGGAGAUCAAGAAGGAAGGCAACGAAUAUGAAAAUUCCGAUCUGGAGCGACUUUUAGCGCCAGUAAAUGACUGCAUCAACAGGCUCUCGUCACUGUCGGCGGAACCUCCAUCAAUGGAGCGCAGAUCACCCAUCCCUGACAACUGGGCAGAUUUCCUCCUGCCGCCACAGCCUGGAAGGAGGAGUCGCCUGUCGUCCUUAGGGUCUGACGCAGGCUCGGUGGGGAGAAGAUCACCAUCGCCAUCGUGUAUGUUCGUUGAGACUUCCUUCUGUGGCUCGCAUCCCAUUGACGACCCUGCCGCCGCUGAGCCUGACGUGCCCAUCGCAGUGGCGAGAAAGCUGAGCGGCAUCUCCCUGGGUGAUCUGAGUCCCUUCGGUGGGAGCGGGAGAAGAGACUCCUCCAACCUGCUCACCUGUCCAGACAGGACCUCCAUCCUCAGUGACUCGUCAGCGGAAGGAGGCGGUUCACCCCGGGAGGUGGAGUACUAUGGCGGCAGCGGCAGACUACAGCAACAACAACAGCAACAAUACCCAUCAUUGCAGCAACAGGAGACCUCUCGAGGGCAGCAGGGAGCAAGUCAGCUCAACCCCUUUGACAUGGACCUGGGCGUCAGGAGCAACAGGAGCUCUGUGGUGUCUCAGGACCAGAGGCAGUUUAGAGGGGCUCGCUAAGGUACACAGCGACCAGCCCAUAGCUCCCCCACACCAGGGUACUGUCUGCUCCUCCCUCCCUUCCUCCCUGCCUCUCUACUUUCUAUUUUAUCAUCUCCCUUACUUCAUUUCGUCCGUAACUUUCCGUGUACCUUACCCUACGGCUCGCCUGGCUUACCUAACCCUUUCUUGAACGUUUCCUUCCCUACUAUUUUUUUUCCAUUGAAUUUCUUAUUUCCAUCUAUUUACUCUUGAGGAAAUGCUUCGUAUUUCCCUUAUUUUGGUAAUACUGUCUUGCUGCAUUUUGCUACAACUAUACCCUUUGCUUCUCUUUUGUUUACUUAUUCAUCUCUCUUCCUGUUAGUUACAGUGCUUUCUUCAUUCUAUUAAAUUAUUUUGCUACCCAUUUCAAAUUUCUCCUCUUUCCCUUCCCUUUCCUUCACCUCCUCACAGUGCCCUGUCCCCCACACAUCCCCUUAGUGUUGCGCCCCAAGCACAGUUGCUCCCGCCCCAUUGGUGACCACCCCUCCCACGUUUAGAAUGACACAAAGCUUUCUAGAUUCACAUUCGGCAAACGUGUUCAGAGACCCCACCCUUAGAAUGACUGUCCCGGCCCUUCACUACUACUACUACUACUACCACCACCACCACCACCACCACCACCUGUAUAGAUACUUUAAUUAUUAUUAGUUAAACCUCCAAAGUAGCAUCACGGUAGCUACUACAAAUAGCACUACCACCAUCACUACUACUACUACUACUACUACUACUACUACUACUACUACUUCUACUUCUACUAUAGAUAACACCAGUACAUACCACUACAUUCUUAUCUAUGAGAAUAAGCACCAGACAGCUUGACAAGAGGGAAGGAAGGAGUCGUGUAUAGGUAAAGCAAGUAGUGUCAGGUAUUCAUUGACUGAGACAUGUGGUGAGGCUCUUUGACCAAUUAAUCAUUUAAUAGCGUUGUGAAAGUGUGGUGAGAAGAUUUUGAUGUUACUCGCCUGACUGAAAGUAAAAAAAAAAAAAAAAAAG
Scylla paramamosain (green mud crab) is the source of this 5992-nucleotide messenger RNA. RefSeq names its product mucin-2-like. The coding region runs from base 1043 to 4978 and encodes 1311 amino acids. The transcript is spliced from 4 exons. The record is from RefSeq and is a predicted model, not a curated record. Lineage: Eukaryota; Metazoa; Arthropoda; Malacostraca; Decapoda; Portunidae.